Nematostella vectensis (starlet sea anemone) is the source of this 3262-nucleotide messenger RNA. RefSeq lists its product as uncharacterized. The coding region runs from base 602 to 2011 and encodes 469 amino acids. Lineage: Eukaryota; Metazoa; Cnidaria; Anthozoa; Actiniaria; Edwardsiidae. The record is from RefSeq and is a predicted model, not a curated record. The transcript has 13 exons.
AAAUCUAUAUAUUAGGUAAGCACGCUUCAAUUACCAAUUAUUGCUAAUCCAAAGGCAAAAUGGCAAAUAAGGCUCGGCUACAAAGCAUAUUGUUGCACUUCAUUUUCAAUAUGGCGGAAGGCAAGCGAGCACCGAAGAAGAAAAAACUGACUGAAGCAGAGCUUUUCCUUGAGUUAGGAAGUACUUUAAAGACAAAGAAGAGAAAAAAAAACUUCUAAGCCCUAUUUCAUGAAAUUUCAGAGAGAUCCAGUAAGUGGGAGGAGAACUUUCAAAACCCCUUACCGUUCUGUACCCAGAACCAAUCGUACCGGCGCGAGCAUCUCUGCAGGUUAGCAUCGUUAAACUUACUGCCUAAGGCUUAAAACUAUGCUUGAUGAUCCAUGUUGGCAUUAAAAUGUGGAAUCCAGAUCUUGAACUUCAAAUAAUAACCAUUUAGAAAUCUACUAUUGCUCAGUCAUUGCAAAUGUUUGACCUAUAACAUGUGCUUCUUUUUCGAGUUUUCUACCAUGACAAUUCAAAGCCAGCAAUCUAAGUGUCGUUUACUAUAUGUUUAGAACUAUAACUUGUUGAUUAUAAAUAAGCUAAUUACUGCGUGUCUCUGAUGAAAUCAAGACCUAGGUUUGUUACCUGUAAUGAUGGCAUGAUACAGAAUUUCCUGUGGUUGUUACCGUUGUGUUGUUUAGAAGAAUACACUUAUAUGGAAGAUGAAGCCGAAAGCAUGGAAGCUACAGAUACUCUUGACAGUAUUAUCAAAGACACUGAAGAGAUUUUGGAGAGCUGGAAGCAAGAGAGGCUUAAAAAGGCUUGGAGUAAACGAAUGCAGGCAGUGAACAUUAGCUGGGAGACAUCCAGAAAACUACUGUUUGAAGCUGUUCUCUCGUCCAAGGCCACCAUUGCACAAACGUGCUCAGUAUGUCAUGGGAAGAACUCCAUCAUACGUUGUCAAGAUUGUGUUCACAAUUUUUUGUGCCAGUCCUGUGAUGAUUUUGUACACACAACUUCACCCCUGCAUGAUAGAGAAGCCAUCUUGGGUGGGUACUACCGCUCCAUUUUGCCAACAGAAUAUAUAGAUGUGACCGGGGCUUUAGCCAAUAAAAUGAGAUUUGACUCCAGCAUAGUUAGUCAUUAUGCAUGCAGUGUUUGUAGUACAGAGGUGGAUUGCAGCAUCACAGCAGUUGAUGUCAUCAGAAAUGGUUAUUGGCCAGGAACGCCCACAAAUAUAUGCCACAUUUUUUCCCAGGAUCUAUUUCUAUUUUGGGACCAGCUACAGGAACGAAUGCCAGGCGUAUCUGAAAGGGCUUUGAUGUCAAGUCUUGAAGACUACUCUAAGGAGAAAGGGAGGAUAAGAAAUAACUUCCAGAUAGAAUUAAGCAAUUUUGCAUACAGAUUGGAACAAUCAAUUUCUCAACAUUCAGCAGGAGCUUCAAGGAGUGGAAGUUCUGUUGCUAUGAAAUCGACCAGCUUGCUGAGAGAAAUUGGAUGGAGUGCCCUCCCUGCAGGGACAACACUCUGCACAUUCAACAGCAUUUAUGAAGGAUCAAAAGUAGGAGAGGCUAGAGACAACAGACGUGGUGAUACCGAAUGGAAGGCUGCCAGUAACAGUGCCCGUAAAAAAAGAAAUGUGGACGAGACAGGUUUAGAGAUACUUGGAUGUAGACACAGCAUUGCCCAAGCUGCUGUAAACAUGUACCAGGGAGAGCUAUAUGGGUAUGCCCAUUAUCUGCAGAGAACAUUUGUUAUACCAAGAAAAGUUCAAUUUCUAUGGUAUGAUAUUGUUGGCAAGUUCUGGCCUUGGGUUUGUAAGCAUGAUGUAGCUGCUACAGAGACAGUUAAGCCAGCUCUUUCUGUGAUUCAUGCAAAGGCACACAGUUGGAAAUGUCAGGUUAUAUGCUGCAGACGAUGGCAAGUUAAAGCAUGUGGAACAACUGGCGAGGAAGUUGAGCUAAUAAACAGCCAUUUCUCCAGACUUGGGAACAUGCUUCCAGAGAGCCGGGAUGAGGUUACUGACUGAGCAUGCUCUUGCUUGGAAUAAACGCAAGAUCCUACGUAUGGCUGACGUCAUCUGUAAGAGAUACCUUAAUGUUGUUAAGCAGUUAUCCCAUGCCAAUAAAAAGCUCUCGGCCCAUCUCAAGGAUAUUGGAGUAUCAGAGAAUGAAAUAAUUGGAUGGAAUGAAGAAGUUCAGAAGCUAAGGGGGAAGAGCAGAGACAUAAAGUGCACGGAAAGAUGUCUAAUCAGGAGAUGGUAUUUGUAGAGAGUGUCUUGGGGAAGACAGAACGUUCAGAACAGGAAAUCGGGCUGAUGCGUCAUGCUUCGGCACUAUACCGGAGGGAAUUUGCCAGGCUAAAGUCUAAUCCAACAAACAAAGAGAUACAAACAGAAUUAAUCAUUCCUUGAGAAGCAACACUUACUGUAAAUGUCAUUAGACAUUUGAAGGCAGCCAUGCAAAACGCUCAUUAUAGUAUCGCACAGCUGUCUUUGAACAUUGCAAAAUUAUCUGAUUCUUCUAAACAACGAUCUCGCCUGAGAAAAAAGAUUUCCCAAGAGAAACGUGGACUGAAGGAGCUAGUUAGUUCGUAUAAUCUGCUGGUGGAAAACUAUAUCUCGAUAGAAGACGUCGAAGCCGGGCUAUUUCCAUGGCUCUUCGAAUAUGAAGUAACCAACAGAUCAGGAAAGAUAUGCUACUGAUUCCGAGAAAGACAUUGUCAUCAGAGGGCAAUUGUCUGUCACACAGAUGGGGAUCGACUUCGCUCUUUGUCAAUUGGCUUGUGGUACUGCUGCAUUCAAGAAGUUCAUUGACGUUAACGCCUCCAGCGACGAUGACGAUAACGUAGAUGAUGACGGAAGUGAUGAUGACUUGUGGUUUGAAGGCGAAGAUAGCGACGAUGAGACCAAUGAUGUGGAUGUAGCCCCCGUCAUUAACGAAUGCUCCCUGCAAUCUAUGUCGGACUUAAAUAAGAGUUACAUCUGGAAAUAUCCUAAACAGUUUAGUCAGGGCAGCAUCGACGGAUGAAAUGGUAGUAACGCGUGCACCGUGAUAGCUCUUGUGAUAGGAUAUAAUUUGAUAAGAGAAGACCUGUCCUUUCCGGCCAACGACAGUCCUAUUUCUCCACUAUGGAUAACGUUAUUGCAUCAGUCCAUGGUGUCGGGAAAUAACGUGUAUGAUAGGUUCAAAGAUUCUCCAAAGUCGAGUUAUCUAUCUGUGGAGGAAGCUUGCGAUAUCUUGUCUCGUUGUUAUACUAUUAAAUCAGAGAGGCCAUUGCC